Molecule: messenger RNA, 1006 nt
Organism: Maylandia zebra (zebra mbuna)
Lineage: Eukaryota; Metazoa; Chordata; Actinopteri; Cichliformes; Cichlidae
Source: RefSeq, a predicted model, not a curated record
UCCUGAUGAAGAAACAAGUGGAGCUGAAAGUCAGAGUGUGUCAGGUGGAGGAAGGGGCGGAGUCUGUGCUUUGUCCUCGCCUGAAUGGUCACGGUGCUGUUACGCGAUACUACAGCUCCGACUCAAAGGAUGACCUGCACGUUAGAUACCUGGACGGAGAAGACAGCGGUAUUGUCGUCGUUGGAAUAAAUCGACCAAAAGAAAAUGCCAUAAACAAAAAUCUUGUGAAAAUGAUGUUUGAAGCUGUGGAGGACAUCAAGAAGAAUAAAAAAGUGCGCAGUGUAAUUUUAUGUAGUUUGGUUCCUGGUAUAUUUUGUGCAGGUGCAGAUCUGAAGGAGAGGGCCAAGAUGCACCAGAGCGAAGUGGGACCAUUUGUAUCCAAAGCACGAGCCCUUAUUACAGAGCUAGGAAACCUGCCAGUACCAACAAUUGCUGCAAUUGAUGGUGCUGCCUUAGGAGGAGGCUUGGAAAUGGCCCUUGCUUGUGACAUCAGAAUUUCCUCCAAUACUGCCAAAAUGGGACUAGUUGAGACUAAACUUGCAAUUAUUCCUGGAGCAGGUGGUACACAACGUCUCCCUAGGGUGAUUGGCGUCUCUCUUGCCAAGGAGCUCAUCUUUGCUGCACGAGUGGUUGAUGGAACACAGGCGCAACAAAUGGGUCUUGUCAGUCAUUCUGUGGAGCAGAAUAACAGUGGAGAUGCUGCCUACUUGAGGGCUCUGGAGCUUGCACGGGAGAUUAACCCCCAGGGCCCAAUUGCAAUAAGGAUGGCAAAGUUGGCAAUUAACCAGGGGAUAGAGGUGGAUUCUACAGGUCUGGCAAUAGAAGAGGCUUGUUAUUCCCAGGUGAUACCAACCAAAGACCGUUUGGAAGGCUUGUCUGCUUUCAAGGAGAAGAGGCAGCCUCAGUACAAAGGGGAAUGAAGUCAUCGUUCCAGAAUCGAUCAGUUCUGCCUUCAGCUCUGCUGCUGUUCCACUGCUUCCAACAUAAAUUAUGGGUCAGACUAAAC